CGCAUGUCCCACGAGGUAGCUCGAACCUGGGCCGGCGGUUUCCUCUUGGCAGCCCGCUCUUAUCACUAGCCAAACGCACACAAUCUCACGUUCUUCUCACAAUCGCAUACAUUACGAAUAAACUUUGGGCGAACCUAACCUUUAAUUUUUCUCUAUGUCCCGGCAUGUUUUUUCGAGGUUAUAAUCGCGCAUCGAGUUAAAAAUUUACUCACACUGUCAAACAUCACAGUUGAGGUUAGGUUUAUGUUCGAAGCGCUCUCGCGCCCUGCUCCGUCGUAUUAACGCACGUUCUUCAAGAAUUCAUUCAUCGCGAUGUUUACCACUCUCGAUCCUUAUUGUCACAGAACCGCUGUGUCGUUGAAUAAAAAUAUUGUUAUUCUCGCUUAUCCGUUGGUUCGUUGAAACAACGUCGUUUCGUCGUUUUAUUUUCAUAAUCGGAGAAAACUGCUGCGAAAGCUUCGCCCCGACGUCUAUGCCGUUUAUAAUUCGCGCGUGAUUUUCGUCGAGUGGCCGUCGAGUCGCACGCAAGGUUGGGUACGAAUCUGCGCGGGAUAUUUUCGAACGAUAUUUUACCACCGACAAGUUUUUUAUUUCUUAUACGUGACAAAAUUACACGUGUGUGCCGUCUGUGUGCGUGCGUGCGUGCGUUCGUGCGCGCGUGCGUGCGUGCGUGCGUGCGUAUGUGCGUUCAGUGUGACAUUUGACUGUUUUGGAAUUAGUUGCCCCACUGCAUCGCGAGAUGCGAGACUCUUUACAUUUACGCUCAAUGGGAUUUGUUAUUAAUAAUAUUUGACUGAAAGACUUUGUGAACGUGACGGGAUUGUUCGUUUCUUCGUUUAUUUUUAUUUUUCCCCGAGCAACGCGCAUUCCAAGAUCUUGGAAGCAGCAUGUGGAAAGACAGCGGUCCCACUAUGGACAAUUCGACGUACGUGCCGAAUCACCUCCCGCCACCGUCCCUGGUUGUUUUCUCCCAGGCCGGGGGACUCCCCGACGCUCUGAGAAUGCAGAGACCCUUCAAUCCACAAGUAUCAGACGCGAAGGAUCUUCAAGUGCCAUUCAGCACAGCGGCUUCGCUCGGCUACGGACUUCAUCACAUGUUACAUCUUCCUCAUCAUUUUUUACAUCCCGUGGAUCCGCGAUUGCCGUUCAGCGCGUUCAGGCCGUUGGGACCGUCGGCGUUCGCCCCACCGAGCAAGUGCCUCAAGGUCGAAACCGGUGGGACGAGCGUAUCUUCGGGAUUGGCCAGUAUCGGCUCCUUGUCCGGUAUGUCGAAUAUGUUCUCACCCUCGUUGCCUUCUUCCGGUGGCAUCGGUGGCACGGGAUUGUCCGCUUCGAAUAAUCAAGAAAUCGCACCGCAAAGUCCCGCUGGAUCCGCGAGUCGUUCACCCACCGUCAACAAUAAUCCGGGCUCCGUAACGUCCCUUGGAAAUAAUCGUGGUCCAACGCCUGAGGAGGAAGAUCGCGAUACCAACGCCACACCCGGAUCCGAAAAUACCGAAAGAUCGACGCCUGAAGAGGGACGACCGUACAGACUGGGGCCUGUGUUCGGGGGGAGAUGCGGCGCGGAGGCGCUCGGUCUGGGGUUGGGGCUGUCGCUGAGCCCGACCUACAGGUUCGCUCUGCCCCCGGGACUCGCUGCCAAGACCGCCCGAUGCCUUGUUUUCGACCAAGGCAAAAAGAAAUUUCCGUCGGAUCCGUCAUGCUGUCCGGUAUGCAGCGUCACGGUGAGACCGCAGGAACUCGAGCAACACUUUGCCCAGGAGCUCGAUCGUUUGUACAAGGUAUCGACAAGUAAUUCGCGACCGAGGCAGCGAUCGGCUAUCGGCCCACCGUCCGGUCAUCAUUCGGAUCAUCAGCACGCUGCUAUGCUCCAUGCACCGUCGGCUGCCGACGGAACGCCCCAGGGACGAUGGGAAACUUAUAAAAGGAUCAAGGCGAAUCGUCAGGCGAGAAUCCGCGUGAAGAACAGGAAAAGAAAAGCCGACGAGCCCGCUUGUCCGGUAUGCAGCGAGCGACUCUCUGGUACACCGGAGGAGCUCAAUCAGCACGUUGAGCGUUGUCUGAAUAAGCACAACGGGGGUGCUAAUCCAUCGAGGCAUAAUUCAACGACCGGUGGCAUAGACGAGGAGGAAGUUGACGUCGAGGGAGACGCCGAGAGCUUCGAGGAGUACGAAUGGGCCGGUCAAAGAAGAGUUCGAGCGACUUCAAUGCUCAUUGGUGGUUUUUCCGCAGUGGGAUUAGCGACAUCGAGCAAUCGCGGCGGUGGCGGCGGUGGCGGUGGUCAGGGUGGAAAUCAGGAGGACGAUGACGUCGAUCUGGUGGUGGACGGUGACGACGCAGCACAAUUUGGUCCAGCUCAAUACUCAGAAGCGGAUGUUGUAGCACCGAGGGGCGAAGGAACACCGAGGGAGCAAAAAGAGCGUGACGCUCUUCGUGAAGCAGUCAUUUCGCCGAACGCACCUUUGACACCGCACACACCACCGGACCAACCUCACGGUGCUCAGGUCGAGGUUAAACCGGAACCGGGAACAACCGUGAAUUCGCCAAAUUCACCGAGUUCAACACCUCUGAAUCUCGAGACCGAAGACAGUGGUAUUAGCUCGACGAGACGUGAUAUCGUCGAUGCACCCGUCGUAGAAGCUCUUCGCGGUCGAAUUCGCGAACUCGAGGCUGAAAUGAGAGGUCAACUCUUCAAAUGUCUCAUUUGCAUGGAGCAGUAUAAGAAACCAGUGACUUCGGUAUGUUGUUGGCAUGUACACUGCGAGCAAUGUUGGCUUCACACACUGGGUGCAAAAAAGUUGUGUCCUCAGUGUAACAUGAUAACGUCACCGUCGGAUCUUCGGAGGAUCUACAUGUGAGCUAUGUGCGGCGGUACGAGAAUGUCCUGCGAGAAAUCGAAAGACGAAAGGGAAAUGAAAAUUUCAAUCGUUCGACCGGACCCGAGGAGCUCCAUUGAAAAAUCAGAAAUGCAGACAUCAUCGAACCGCAUAACUUGUACAUUUGUAUAUUAAAAUUUUAUCACGUAAGAUAACAAACUCCGACGUACCGUUGAAUCGUAUCUAGCAUCUAGUAAAUUAACUUUUAGGAGCUAUAAAAGAGAAAAAUGUGAAAAAACGAAAGAGUUGAAAAAUAGACGAUUUGAAUCGUCCGUACCGAGUCCUCGAAAAAUUAUUCAUCUUCACGGUCGAAUUUGAACUCAUUCAAACAUCCCCCGUAUUCCGAACAAAGGAGAAAAAAAAAAUAAACGAACAAAUAUCAAGAUUCGACACGAAACCGCGCACAGAGACCAAAAUAUCCCGAAAUUUAAGACGAAAAAUAAAGACAGACGGUCAUAGAAAAAUGGUCUGAAAAGGCUUAAUAAACGUGUGUUCUAUCGAUAGAAAAAAAUAAAACAAAUAAAAAUUUAAAACAAAGUAAUACUAACAACGAGCGUUUCGGCGAAAAUACUGACCUAGUCGGGAUACCAUGACGAGUAAUAAAAACGACGGAUCUAUGUGUAAAUAAUUGACGAAUUUCAUUCGUAGUCAGAAACAAAAAUAUUCCGAUGUUCUGUAUUCGAAAUAAAUGAAAACAAAGAGAAAUAAGAGAAUGGAAAA
Venturia canescens is the source of this 3596-nucleotide messenger RNA. RefSeq names its product E3 ubiquitin-protein ligase Rnf220-like. Gene Ontology annotation, biological process: protein ubiquitination. Bases 888 to 2858 code for a protein of 656 amino acids. NCBI's taxonomy places the organism in Eukaryota, Metazoa, Arthropoda, Insecta, Hymenoptera, Ichneumonidae. Gene Ontology annotation, molecular function: ubiquitin protein ligase activity; metal ion binding. The transcript has 9 exons. The record is from RefSeq and is a predicted model, not a curated record.